Molecule: messenger RNA, 3904 nt
Organism: Pectinophora gossypiella (pink bollworm)
Lineage: Eukaryota; Metazoa; Arthropoda; Insecta; Lepidoptera; Gelechiidae
Gene: CDC50
Product: cell cycle control protein 50A
Exons: 9
Coding region: 110-1216 (368 amino acids)
Cellular component (GO): Golgi apparatus; endoplasmic reticulum; plasma membrane
Source: RefSeq, a predicted model, not a curated record
CGAAAAAAGCGACCAGUUGACAUUUCGCGUAAUUAACAUUUGAUGUUUUCCUCCGUGGAAUUAGUUAUUUUCUUCACAAAAACAUAGUUUCUUCGUAUGUUUCGCGAUAAUGGCGACUUCAAGUGACACGUCGGAACAGAAUAAUGUCAAGUCGAGGCGGCCAGCUGAGUCAGCGUUCAAGCAGCAACGUCUGCCGGCUUGGCAGCCGAUCCUCACGGCGGGGACGGUCCUGCCAACCUUCUUCGUCAUCGGCAUUGCCUUUAUCCCCGUAGGCAUUGGUCUGCUUUAUUUUUCUGAUGAGGUAAAGGAACAUGUAAUAGACUACACAUACUGCACAAAGAAGGGGGACACAAUUGCGUGUGCAGAUUACAUCCGGCAGACCAACGUGACGUUGGACAAGUGCAUCUGUGAAAAGGAUUUCAAUCUUACUGAAGACUUCAAAGCUGAAGUCUACUUUUACUAUGGACUCAGUAACUACUAUCAGAACCACCGGCGAUAUGUUAAGUCAAGAGAUGACAGUCAACUGCUGGGGCGGUUGAACCAGCCACCAUCCAGUGACUGUGAGCCGUUUGCCUACGACCACGAUGACAAUGGAGUGAGGAAACCUGUGGCGCCAUGCGGUGCUAUAGCCAACUCUCUGUUUAAUGAUACGUUGAAGCUGUACUCGCACGACCACGGGGACGCAGUGCCGGUGCUGCGGACCGGCAUCGCGUGGAACUCCGACAAGGACAUCAAGUUCCGCAACCCAGACACCUCUGCGUUCAACGGCAGCCUGCAAGCUGCGUUCGCGAACUACACCAAGCCAGCCAACUGGGCCGUCCACGUAUGGGAAUUGGACCUCAACGACACUAACAACAAUGGAUUCUUGAACGAGGACUUGAUAGUGUGGAUGCGAACGGCGGCGCUGCCGACAUUCCGCAAGCUGUACCGGCGCGUGGACCACGGCAAGACUGGCUUCCGCACCGGGCUCAACCGCGGCCUCUACACACUCACCAUUGAAUACAACUACCCGGUUACCGAUUUCGACGGUACAAAGUCCUUUAUAAUAUCUACGACGUCACUUCUUGGCGGGAAGAAUCCCUUCCUCGGCGUAGCGUAUGUGGUCGUCGGCACGCUAUGCCUGAUGCUUGGCAUUAUACUGCUAAUUAUACACGUCCGCUGCUCUAAGAGCACAACGGAGAUGAUAAACGUGAACCCGCGCACACCAUACUCCUAAGAUGCAAGUCGACAUAGUCUAUGGACCACAGACAAAGUAGCCAAAGUGAAAUUGUGUGUUAAAAUAACAAAACUAACUUGCAAUAGCUGUAUGACAAUGCAAUCAAAUUGUAUUCUUUUAUAAUUAGUUCUUACCGCGUUUAAAAUAGGGAUAUGAGACUCCCGAUAUUUCGACACUGUUGCAAGUGAUAAUAACCGCGUAUACUUAAAACAAUGUAUAACUAAAACUGAUAUUUUAAUAAUUCAUUUGAUAUAAUGUCCAAUUUGGUAUUUCAGUAUACUUGACAGUUGUAACAAUAACAUACGAAAUAUGUCUUCAUUCAAGCCAAUUCUUCAUUGUUCGGAUAGGAGAGCUGAGCCGCCAUUUUCCAGCUUAUACUAGACGCACUGUAUAUAAGAAGAGGAGACUCUUCCGAUUUUGAUGUUAAGCUGUUUAUAAAAUUAAAUUGUCCGACGUCUCAAAGUGUUCUUAAAUCUAUUGAAUAAAUUGCAAAAUGAAAGACCGGCCUACUGAAGGGUAUAUAGGAAACGCUAGAAAAGUUAAAAUAAUUUUUAUCAUAGACUUUUUGUCAUACAAUAUGAUUACAAAAUUAGUAUACAAUAACGUACAAGGUUUCCAAAAGUACUUAGGAAUUAAAAAUCAUAUUUAAACAAAGUAUUUAUAAAUGCUACAGUUCUGUAUUGUAAAAUUAUUUUCUCGAAUGAAUUAUGAUGAAUUCAACGACAUAUGCCAAGAUCAUCAUCUCCCUAGCAUUAUCCCGUUUUUCAAAGGGUCCACUUACCUAACCUGAAGAUUUAACAGGUCCGGCUUUUUACAGAAGCGACUGCCUGUCUGACCUUCCAACCCGCGAAGGGAAAACUAGCCCAAUACAGGUUCCGAAAAUGCAUUUCUCGGGUAUGUGGGUUUCCUCACGAUGUUUUCCUUCCCUAAGUCAUAUGCCGCCAAGAUACGAUAUGAUAUAUGUGAUGCGGUUCUCUCUCAAUUGGAAACCUUUACUGCAAUUGUUUUAUUUUCCACAUAAUUAAUUUAAUCAAAUUAUUUCAGAAUGUAGGUACAGUUAUGAACAUUCAUAUUGUAAUAUACAUUUUAGUACCAUGUCAUACUAAUUUGUUUGACAAAUUGAACUGUAAGUCUUACUAAAUGUCAAAUAUUAUAAGCGACAGGGUUCUAAAGUGGCUACAUGAACGUCAACAUUCUGUCUUCAAAGUUCAUCAUUAGUUGGAGGCUCUAGCGUUGUUUUAGAAAUCAAAGUAGAAGUCGCAUAUUAAUUAAUAAUAUGUUAUGUAUUGAUAUUGUGAUAAUUGUAUCGCUAUUUAUUAUCGUUAUUCGUAGUUAUUUUGUUUUUAUUCUUUAAAAAUGUUUUAAAUGGGCCUAUCAAACUUAUAAUACUUAUUAUUGAUUCUAAAUCGAACAUCAGCAAAAGAUCAGACGCUCUAGUGAAAUUAUAGACCUUAACGCCGCAUUUACAUUAAGUAAAAUGGUAUACAAACACACCCUGGACAGUCCAUACAAAAAUCUCAUUUUUACGGUUUGCUGUCUAACGCGUAUGUGCGAGCGAGACAGACAAUGUGCGCGCUCCUUACUCCUUAGCGGUGCGGGCAUUUAGGACUAAAGUAAGUCCCAGAGGGGGUGAGGUCGGUGUUCGCUACGAAUGGGUGCGGGGCGGAGAGUUACCGUUCUGCGCGUAGUAUUAUUCUUUAUUCUAUGACAAAACUAAACAUAAUGAGUAAAGCCCUUAUAGAUUAAGACUUUAAUGUUCUUGUCGAAAUUUAAAAAGACAACAGUCAUAUUUUGUUACGAUACUGCAAAAAUGAAUCAUUUUAUCAUUUAUGUAAUUUAAAAAAAAUAAGUAAUUGAUUACGAACAAAAAGAUUCUCGAGUCUUACUUCUAAGUGCCUUUUAGAUAUUGUAGAUGCUUUUGGUACCACAUGCAUUUCGCACCUAAUUCGUGUUCAUAUCUUGUAUUUUGCGAAAUUAAAAGCACUUUUGUACUUAUUAAACAGUAUUUUAGAUUUGAUCUACGGGAAUUCGUCAUAAAUUUUUAUCACGCAUUUAAUUUACAUAUUUUUUUAACUCUGCUCUAUCUAUAAAAUAACUUGAGGUCUAAAAAGGCCACAAUGAAGCAAUUCAUCUAAAAAGCAACAUGGCUAUUUGACAGUUGUGCAUAAUUAAAGUGUGCAAUAUCAAUAAAUGUCAAAUAACAAAAUUGAUUUUUCAGAAGAAUUGUUUCAAUGUGGCCUCUCUAGACCCCCUUGUUUUAGAUAACGUUAGAUAUUAUUGGUGCUAAUUCCUGUAAAUACCAUCUAAUUUUAUUUUAAGUUAUAUCUGUCAUUUUCUUAUCCGCCGAAAAGGAAAAGGACGGGUAAUCGACAAGCAUAAAAUUUAUGGAACACACGUAAAUUUUAAGGACAAAUCUAAACCAACCGUCUAAAAAUUUUACAUCCGUCAAUAACCCGACACAGUUAAAUAGACAGCACGUCAACGACGUACCUUUUUGAUUCGCCCGGGUUAUUCAUUCAUUUACUCAUUCUUCUUAAAAUUAAGAGCUGUGAAUCAUCCGUCCCUUUCCUUUUCGACGGAUAUAAAAAUGACGGAUAUAACUUAAAAUAAAAUUAGGCGGUGUCUGCAGGAAUCGGGGCCAUUGUGUAGUUGUUAAUCAUUGUAAUAAAUGUUUAUUAAAUUACAUAA